This is a messenger RNA of Solanum pennellii, 660 nucleotides long. RefSeq lists its product as uncharacterized. Lineage: Eukaryota; Viridiplantae; Streptophyta; Magnoliopsida; Solanales; Solanaceae. The record is from RefSeq and is a predicted model, not a curated record. The coding region runs from base 1 to 660 and encodes 219 amino acids. The transcript is spliced from 3 exons.
AUGGUGACUGUUAGAAGUGUAUUGGCACUAGCUGCAGCAGGGUUCAAGAUGACACGGGGAUUUACUGGACAGGGGGAGAUUCCUGUGUGUAAGCUCAUUAAAUCUCUCUAUGGACUUAAACAAGAUCCUAGACAAUGGGAUGUUAUGCUUACUGAAGCUCUCAUAAAAAAGUAUAUUCUUGAGAUUAUUUCUGAGGCUGGAUUGAGUGCAGCAGAACCAGCUACUACACCACUUGAUCCUUUUGUGAAGUUGACUACUAAGAAAUAUGAUGAAGUUAAUAAUAUAGGACAUGAUGACAAGUUACUAAAAGAUCCCAGUAUAUAUAGAAGAUUAAUUGGCAAACUCUUGUAUCUUACUGUUACAAGACCAGAUAUUACAUAUGCAAUACAGACUCUGAGUCAGUUUUUUCAACAGCCAAAACAAUCUCAUUUGAAUGCAGCUCUGAAGGUAGUAAGAUAUAUAAAAGGUCAAGCAGGGUUGGGAAUAUUGCUAUCCAGCAAAAGUAGCAAACAUCAAAAUGUUUAUUAUGAUUCAGAUUGGGCUACAUGCCCACAGACUAGGAGAUCAGUAACUGGAUUCUUGAUAAAGUUUGGAAACUCUCUUAUUUCAUGGAAGUCCAAGAAGCAAGGAACUGUCUCUCGAAGCUCAGCAGAAACUUAG